CGGCCCCCUCCUCGCAGUGGUUUCUCCUGCUGCUCCCCUGGGCUCGGCGGCCGGUAGUGCGGCCCGGAGCCGCCGCUUCGCCCUUCCCCUGUGGGUGGCCCCAGCGCGCAGCGCGCACUCGGUGGCCCCGGGAAGGUGAGGCGGACGGAGGCUGCUGCGGAACUUGGCGCCCCCAGCAGCGCCGGCCGGCAGAGUCGCCGAGCGCAGACAAAAGAGGCCGCGGGCGCAGCGAGGCACGGGCGGCGGCGGCGGCGGCGCGGGGCGAUGGCCGCGAGAGGAGGCCGGGCGCUGCUGGCGCUGUGCGGGGCACUGGCCGCCUGCGGGUGGCUGCUGGGCGCCCAAGCCCAGGAGCCAGGGGCGCCCGCGGCGGGCAUGAGGCGGCGCCGGCGGCUGCAGCAGGAGGACGGCAUCUCCUUCGAGUACCACCGUUACCCCGAGCUGCGCGAGGCGCUGGUGUCGGUGUGGCUGCAGUGCACCGCCAUCAGCAGGAUCUACACGGUGGGGCGCAGCUUCGAGGGCCGGGAGCUCCUGGUCAUCGAGCUGUCCGACAACCCCGGUGUCCAUGAGCCUGGUGAGCCUGAAUUUAAAUACAUUGGGAAUAUGCAUGGUAAUGAGGCCGUUGGACGGGAACUGCUCAUUUUCCUGGCCCAAUACCUGUGCAACGAAUACCAAAAGGGGAACGAUACCAUCGUCAAGCUGAUCCACAACACUCGAAUCCACAUCAUGCCUUCCCUCAACCCCGAUGGCUUUGAGAAGGCUGCAUCUCAGCCUGGUGAGCUCAAGGACUGGUUUGUGGGUCGAAGCAAUGCCCAGGGAAUAGAUCUGAACCGGAACUUUCCAGACCUGGAUAGGAUAGUUUAUGUGAAUGAGAAAGAAGGUGGUCCAAAUAAUCAUCUGUUGAAAAAUCUGAAGAAGAUUGUGGAUCAAAACACGAAGCUUGCUCCUGAGACCAAGGCAGUCAUUCAUUGGAUUAUGGAUAUUCCUUUCGUGCUCUCUGCCAAUCUCCACGGAGGAGACCUCGUGGCCAAUUACCCAUAUGAUGAGACGCGGAGUGGUAGUGCUCAUGAAUAUAGCUCCUGCCCAGAUGAUGCCAUUUUCCAAAGCUUGGCUCGAGCGUAUUCUGCUUUUAACCCACCCAUGUCUGACCCCAAUCGGCCACCGUGUCGCAAGAAUGACGAUGACAGCAGCUUCAUAGAUGGAACAACCAAUGGUGCUGCUUGGUAUAGUGUACCUGGUGGAAUGCAAGACUUCAAUUACCUCAGCAGCAACUGUUUCGAGAUCACCGUUGAGCUUAGCUGUGAAAAGUUUCCACCUGAAGAGACUCUGAAGAGCUACUGGGAAGAUAACAAAAACUCCCUUAUUAGCUACCUCGAGCAGAUACACCGAGGAGUUAAAGGCUUCGUCCGGGACCUUCAAGGUAACCCAAUUGCCAAUGCAACCAUCUCCGUGGAAGGAAUAGACCAUGACGUUACAUCUGCAAAGGAUGGCGAUUACUGGAGAUUGCUUGUACCUGGAAACUAUAAACUCACAGCUUCAGCUCCAGGGUAUCUGGCAAUAACAAAGAAAGUAGCAGUCCCUUAUAGCCCUGCUGUUGGGGUUGAUUUUGAACUGGAGUCAUUUUCUGAAAGGAAAGAAGUGGAAAAGGAAGAAUUGAUGGAAUGGUGGAAAAUGAUGUCAGAAACUUUAAAUUUUUAAAAAAGCUUCUAAUUACCUGCUUUUAAUCAAUCUAUCUAUACAAUGUAGUAUGAUGUAAUGUGGCCAUUUUCUUUUAGAUCUUGUGCAAUAUUUAACAUUGAUUUAUUUUUAAUCAUUUAAAUAUUAAUAGAUAUCACUUAAACAAUUAGACUUUUAGGUAAAAGUAUAAGAACUUGGUCUGUUUCUUCUCAUAUAACAUUGAUUUUCCUACAUAUAUUACAUGGAGAACUAUAGGAAAGGUUUGAGUGAUCUGCCAUUUUAGACUUAAAGGAAAUAUUCCACGUGUUAUUUAUGAUCCAGAAGUUUUUGAGUAAUUCUGGCUUUUAAAAACUAAUGAAGUCCUUUUAGUGUAAUGGUAACAGUGCCACAUAGUGAAUGCCACUGAAAAGGUCAACAGCUACAUUUUGGUGUUGUGAGCAUUAUACCGCAAGACCUACAUAGUUCAGUAUAAAUUGUCAUUUGUCUUGUGCUGACUAGCUAUAUAAGCAUGAUCUUGUUAAUGCAUUUUUUGGAUGGGAAGGAAAAAUAAAUGUUUAGAAAGGGAUUUUAUGAUGAGAAUUGACUUCCUGCUUGCACAUACGGGGGCGAUACUGUUAUAUUAUUCAGCCUGCUAACACUACUUAAAAGCUUAGGGUUUUCUCUUGGUUGUAGAUUGGUCUAGAAUUGUAUUCUGAAUGAAUAAAGGUAAAGAAAAAUA
This is a messenger RNA of Prionailurus viverrinus (fishing cat), 2392 nucleotides long. It is a transcript of the gene CPE, whose product is annotated as carboxypeptidase E. Gene Ontology annotation, molecular function: zinc ion binding; metallocarboxypeptidase activity. The coding region runs from base 265 to 1695 and encodes 476 amino acids. The transcript is spliced from 9 exons. The record is from RefSeq and is a predicted model, not a curated record. Lineage: Eukaryota; Metazoa; Chordata; Mammalia; Carnivora; Felidae. Gene Ontology annotation, biological process: proteolysis.